UACGACAAAACGAACUGCGCGGCAAAAGCAAGGCGGUAUUUGGGUACAAAACAAAAACAUGUGGUUGAAGUUAUGAUUUAUGCGAGGAACCCUCAUUAUCCAGCAUAGAAGUGAGUGUGACAGCCAGGCAGGGUCAUGGGGUUGCGCUCAGCCCAGAAGAAGCUGUUCCCUCUGCGGGGAAUCGAUGGAGUGGUGCAGUUGUUCGACGCGGAGCUUUGCAAGCCCGAGCCCGACCUGGCGCUUCUAUCCCUAGUCCUGGGUUUCGUUGAGCACUUCCUGGCAGUGAACCGCGUGGUUCCAGCUAAUGUCCCCGGUGUGACCUUCGAGCCUCUGGAGCUGGGAUGCCCCUCGUCCUGCUUCCCCACCGUGGAGCUGAGCCUGCUGGCUGCUCUGUAUGAACGCUUUACUGCACAGAUCCGUGGCGCCGUCGACCUCUCACAGUACCGGAGGCCAGCUGGCGGCUCCAGUCGAGAGCUGGUGAAGAAGGUGUCUGACGUCAUCUGGAACAGCCUCAGCCGCUCAUACUUUAAGGACCGGGCCCAUAUACAGUCUCUCUUCAGCCUCAUCACAGGCACCAAGCUGGACAGCUCUGGGGUGGCCUUUGCAGUGGUGGCAGCCUGUCAGGUCCUAGGGCUGCAGGAUGUGCAUCUGGCGCUCUCUGAAGACCACGCCUGGGUCAUUUUCGGCAAGGGCGGUGAAGAGACAGCAGAGGUCACGUGGCAUGGCAAGGGUAAUGAAGACAGGCGUGGCCAGACGGUCAGCGCUGGUGUCAGCGAGAGGAGCUGGCUGUACCUGAAGGGCUCCUACCUAAAGUGCAACAGGAACAUGGAAGUGGCCUUCAUGGUGUGUGCCAUCAACCCCUCUGUGGACCUGCACACGGACAGCACAGAGCUCCUGCAGCUCCAGCAGAGACUGCUCUGGCUUCUUUAUGAGCGGGGGGACUUGGAGAGGUACCCCAUGGCUCUAGGCACCCUAGCAGACCUGGAGGACCAGGAUCCCCUCCCUGGUCGGGACAGCCCCCUGACGUUGCACAUGAAGGCUGUCAACUCUGCUCAGAAGUACUACAACAAUGAGCACAUCUACCCCUUCAUGUAUCUGGCGGGGUACCACUACAGGCACAGGAAUGUCCGCGAGGCGCUGGGAGCCUGGGCUGAGGCGGCCUCCGUCAUGCAGGAUUAUAAUUACUUCCGUGAGGAUGAGGAGAUUUACAAGGAGUUCUUCGACAUCGCCAAUGACGUGAUCCCCACGCUGCUGAAGGAAACGGCGGCUGCAGCGGAGAGUGGCACAGAAGGAGGCGAGGGCUCCGAUAUCGCAGAGCAGGAUGCUCCCCAGAAGGCGGCAGCUCUCUCAGCCCUGCAGGACCCAGAAUGCUUUGCUCACCUGCUGUGCUUCUACGAUGGCAUCUGCAAGUGGGAAGAAGGCAGCCCCACGCCUGUGCUACACGUGGGCUGGGCCACGUACCUGGUGCAGUCGCUUAGCCGCUUUGAUGCACAGGUGCGUCAGAAGGUCACAAUCAUCACAAAAGAGCCUGAACCCCAGGAUGAUGAUGACCAAUCCAGUGAUGACCCCCGAGAGGGGCGAAGGCGUGGCCCCAGGCGCGAGUCCAAAGUGGAGGAGGUGCCCCUGCCCCCGCCACAGGUUGUGGCCCCACCCACUCCGGCUGCCCUGCCCAAGAAGAUUGGAGGCGAGAGUGGAGGCCGGCGACGCUCCAGCCCACUGAUACGGACCGCCGACUCAGAGCAGAGGACACGCGCAGGGACGCCGAGCCCCACCCCCGCAGCGUCCCCAGGAGCCACCCCGCCCCAGCCCAUCCCCGGGGGGCCUGUGGUCACAUUUCACAGCGAGAAGAUGAAAGGCAUGAAGGAGCUGCUGUCUGCGGCCAAGGUCAACUCCAGUGCCAUCAAGCUGCAGCUGACUGCGCAGUCGCAGGUGCAGAUGAAACGGCAGAAGCCCUCGUCGCCAGGCGACUACACACUGUCCUUCAUGAAACGACAGCGAAAGACCAUGUAGAGUUUCCUCUGUAUGGAACGAACUGCUGUGUUUCAUGGAUUAUUUUUUAAAGAUAGAUGUGAACACACAUUGCAUACUCUACCUGAAACAUUGCCAAAAAGAAGGAUGGCAAGGAGCUGGACGCAUAUGCAGACUCUGGAAUGACACGGGCAUGUGAUUUCCUGCUGGGCAUUCCUUAGGGUUGAGGCUCGGCCCUAAUCCUACUUCUCUGCAGCAUCCUGUACUUCCUGCCGUGUUCUCUGUGACUCCUCCUCUGUCAAUUUGCACUCACAAUGGCAAUAUGAAAGUAAAACUGUAGAAGAGAUGGGUAGACCCAUUGUAAUUCCUGUAAUGGGGUUUACAGAAUAAGCAGUUUUCCCCUCAAUGAAGUUAAAGAUCUGCCAAACCAAAACGGAAUAGGGGGUCUUUUUCAGCAAGAGCUUUCUCAUCGUCACUCCUCUUGUUCUUGUUUUUCAUGUACUCCAGGCCAAGAAAAAAUCAUUCUGAUGGCUUUGUUGUAAACAGAUUGAUUUGUAUUUUUAUGACUUUCUCCUUUUAUGCAAUGCCUUAAUUGUUUCUCUAAUUUUAUUCACCGUGUCUGACAAUAACGGGAACUGCUAAAUUGGUAGACAAACCUCAUUGGGGAAUAGAAUUUUUAAAAAAAAAUUAGAAGUAGACCGUGUACUGUGGAAGAGCGGAUACUGUGCUGUCUUUUCUUAAUGUACUGCUUCAUAUUUUGUGUACAAAUAAAAUUAUUUCAAUUGA
Paramormyrops kingsleyae is the source of this 2754-nucleotide messenger RNA. It is a transcript of the gene men1, whose product is annotated as multiple endocrine neoplasia I. Gene Ontology annotation, cellular component: chromatin; histone methyltransferase complex; nucleus. The record is from RefSeq and is a predicted model, not a curated record. Gene Ontology annotation, molecular function: transcription cis-regulatory region binding; Y-form DNA binding; chromatin binding. NCBI's taxonomy places the organism in Eukaryota, Metazoa, Chordata, Actinopteri, Osteoglossiformes, Mormyridae. Gene Ontology annotation, biological process: negative regulation of cell population proliferation; regulation of transcription by RNA polymerase II; negative regulation of cell cycle.